CAUUCUAUCCGACUCCAGCUGACACUGCAUCCCAGCUCUCUUCAAUCCAAAAGCAAAAAAUGCCUUCAAACACCAGCGCCAGCAUGUUUGGUGGAGCAGGCGGAAGGGGCUCCAGGGCCUCCGUGGCGAGCCUGGAGGGGCUGCGUAACGUGCUGCGCAAUGACACGGACAGAGACUCCGCUCCGUUGCAAGCGGCUCCAGCGCGCAGCGCUUCUCCUGCUCCUGCUCCUGACGCUCCUGCCGCGCCUUCCACUCGUCCCGACGACAAGCAAACGCUGAAUGGCCUGAAUAAUCGGCUGUCCGGCUACCUGGACAGAGUGAGGCAGCUGCAGGAGGAAAACCACGAUCUGCAGAAACAGAUUGAUGACAUUUUGGCCAAAAGGAAAACGCCUGAGGGACGCGACUGGGAUAAAGUCCAGGAACCUCUGGAGCCUCUCAAGAAGCAGAUCAAAGACAUCACCAUGGAUAAUGCAAAACUGCUGCUCCAGAUUGACAACACUAAACUGGCCAAUGAUGACUUCAAGAACAAGCUGGAUGAUGAGACAAAGGCACGGAAAGAUUUAGAAAAAGACCUGGAGAAUCUGAAGAACAUCUCUGAAGAAACCAAAAUCAAACAAGAUCAAACUCAGAAGGAGCUCGACUUGGUGAAAGAUGAGAUUGCUCGCGUUGAACAGGAACACAAGGAUGAGGUGGACGAUCUGUGUGAGAAGAUCAAGGACUCUGAGGUGAAAGUUGAAAUUGAAUCCCAGAACUCCAACCUGGCCAAGAUUGUCAACAAUAUCCGCAACCAUUAUGAUAAUCUAGCCAAGAAAAACCUACAGGACACAGAAGACUGGUACAACAGAAAGUUUGAUAACAUUAAGGUGGAGGAAGCCCAAAAUGUUGAAGCUGUGCAGUCUGGGAAGUCUGAGCACAAGUAUCUACUGAAGCAGAAGAAAAUACUGGAAAUUCAGAUACAGACUGAGUUCAGCAAGAUCAAUACUCUGGAGGAGACUCUGAGGAACACCAAAGCUGAGUACAAUUAUCAACUGGGCCCACUCAAUCAGGUUAUUCACGACAUGGAGGGGGAGCUGAAGAACAUGAGGUCGCAGGUGGAGCAGCAGAUGGAGACCAACAAGAACCUUUUGUGUGUCAAGAUGAAGCUGGAGCAAGAAAUCAAUGCCUACAAGCAACUGCUUAAUGGCGCAACUGCUGAUGCUGACAGCUUGGAGUUUGCUUUAGAGGAUGCACUGCACAGUGACCAGCAAAAGCAUGAGGAAGCAGUGAAAGAGGCAGCAGCUCUGGUGAAAGAAGAAAGUUCCCCCUCCAACAAAUCCACUCCCCCCAAACUGCCUGAAGAUGCUCCUGCUGAAGAGGAGGCGGCAGAGAAGGCCGACAAAGCAACUCUGGUUAGCAGGCCUGCUACAAAGAAGAAAACCAAAAAGUCCAAGGCAGAGAAGGAUUCAUCCUCCUCCUCCUCCUCCUCUUCCUCUUCUUCGUCUUCCUCCUCUGAGUCUGAGAAUGAGUCUUCAUGCAAAGAAAUUUGAUCUUUAACGGCAUUUUCCUGCUUUCUGUUCUCUUCUGUGGCUCUGACACGUCAUGUUAAAAAUGCUGCUGCUGUCAAACCUGUAAAGUUACCACAGUUACGUACAUUUUUUUCUGGUGUUGGUGAAAUAAUAAAUAAAUAAAUGCAUUCGGUUUUAAAUCCA
Messenger RNA from Melanotaenia boesemani (Boeseman's rainbowfish), 1688 nucleotides. Its product is annotated as keratin, type I cytoskeletal 18-like. The transcript is spliced from 8 exons. NCBI's taxonomy places the organism in Eukaryota, Metazoa, Chordata, Actinopteri, Atheriniformes, Melanotaeniidae. Bases 60 to 1526 code for a protein of 488 amino acids. The record is from RefSeq and is a predicted model, not a curated record. Gene Ontology annotation, molecular function: structural molecule activity.